AUGAUAAAGGAAAUCUGUGCAGAUGCUUUAACGAUCGUUGAACCCGCCAAAGAUGGAUACCAGCUCACUAUCAAGCUCAACUUAUCUAAGAUCCCCCCAGGCAAAGAGUCGAUAAAGGUCAUCACGGAGAUCUCCGCGGUGCAAGCAAAACUUCUAAGCUGUCAACUGAAAGAGAUGCUGCGGAAUGUUAACUCUCAGGAACAGCUUCAAGGGAUGUACAAGCCAAUCAAACUCGUCUAUCACCACAGAGAGCCCUUCUUUGUCAUCAGACAGCCACGGAAGAUCGCAACAGUUUUUCCUAUGCGAUUCAAAGAAGAUCCAGAUGUGAUCGUAGCAACCACAUUCUUUCAGGUCCAACUCAUGGAUGUGGGAAGUUCAGAAGAAUGGGCCAAAGCACCUCCAUGUACAUGGUCACCUAUCCCUCCUGCCGAGUUGAGAGGGGAACCACUUGAAGAUUUGAGCACCAACUGCGGUUUCGUUUCGUUCGAUAUUACUUCACAUCAUGUGAAAGGCAAAAGGCUGGACAAGAUAGUAUGGAGUUUACUGAAUUUCCAUGCCUUCGUCAAAUAUCAUGUGAAGUGCACUCGAGGCUUUACACAGAGAAGGAUGAGAAAGCGCUUGAACAGUCUUGUCAAGGUGAUCAACCAGUAUCAUACCUUCAAAUACAACUAUCUAGUUUCUGACUGUUACCCGGAUGUUUUAUGUUCAUUUUUCAAACUACAGAUCCUUCACAGUGAAGGCCCAGAAGAAGAAAGAGAGCAUGAAGAGGAACCUAAAGGUUGUGGGUGCAUGAGUAGCUUCGCUAGUACCUCAAGAGCUAAGAACCUCAAACGAAGAUGCCAGAACUUAUUUGUCAGGAAGUCCAAGAGAAUACAUUUCCCAGUCAAAGUUCGUGGAGGCAUGCGCUUUAGGCAUCGGUGGUUGAAGAUCCCGAAGUUCUCUUCACCAAGGAGAUACACCAAAUUAGACUAACAGUUUGUGAUUUUGUUACGUUUGAAAUCAAAGCAUCACUAAUCCACAGAAAAAUAGCC
Molecule: messenger RNA, 1031 nt
Organism: Punica granatum (pomegranate)
Lineage: Eukaryota; Viridiplantae; Streptophyta; Magnoliopsida; Myrtales; Lythraceae
Source: RefSeq, a predicted model, not a curated record